Molecule: messenger RNA, 1637 nt
Organism: Prorocentrum cordatum
Lineage: Eukaryota; Dinophyceae; Prorocentrales; Prorocentraceae
Source: the annotation of a GenBank genome assembly
CGGGCACCGCGGCGGUCGUGUGGGCGGCUCGGACCGAGUGCCCCGCCUGCGUGUGCAAGCCUGCGCUGAGCUGCGGCGCCGGCGCGCCGAUCGCGGCUGCGGAGCCGCCGACCUGGCUGGAGACCAUGCUGGGCCACGCCGCCCUGGUGCUGGUCUUCUUGGCGGGAGCGGCCUGCGGCGCGGUAAGCCACUGGUUGGCUAGCCGCCGAGGCCAGGCGGAGCGCCUCCAGCCAGUGAGGAUGGCUCAUCCUCUGAGCGCGCUCGGCGUCGUGCCUGGCGACUUCGUCAUGAUCCGCUACGCGGUCGGCGGCAGGCGCGUACGGCACGAGAGGUUCGUGCUGGCCGUGGCCUCCGCAGCGCCGUGGGGUGUCGGGAUCCUCGCUCCCGAUGGUGACGCCUACUCGGAGGUGCUGAUCGGCGGCGCCGACGUCGCGGCGGUCGCGCUGUGCGCCGGCGGGGCGGCUGGAGGCGCUGCAGCAGGGAUCGGAGGCGACGGGGAGUAUCGAUUCCGCGCGGCGCCUCUCGCGGCGGCCAUCGCCGCGGCCCAGCAGGCGGUGGAGGCGGAGCUCGGGCUGCCAGCCGGCGCGGCGGUGCUGCCGAACGUCGGUGGGCGCGCGAUCCCGGCGGGCGUUGCCGCGGUUGCUGUGGGGGCCGCCCCGGCGGCUGGCGGCGGCGCGGCGGCUGGGGUUGGCGGCUUGGCGGCGGCUCUUGGCGGGCCUGGAGCUGGCGGAGGCGCGCUGCUGGCACCAGCAGCCAGUGACGGCUUGGCUGCUGGGGUCGGCGGCCUGGCGGCGGCUCUCGGCGCUGGCGGAGUCGGCGGUGGCGGCGCGGCGGUCCCUGGGGCCAUCGGCGGGGCCGCCGGCGGCGGCGCGCUCGUGGCCGCACCCGCGGCGGCAGCCGUUCCUGGUGCUGUGCCUCUUCUCGGCGGCGACCUGAGGAUCAUGGCCGUGGCCCAUGACAUCCGUGGGGAGCGGCAUCGUGAUUUCGGCGACGCCGUGCGUUUGCUCGUGGAGGCCCCGUUCAGCGACUGGCCGAUCGGCGGCCCGAGGACGCUGCUGUGGGUGGCGCUCUUCCUCCAUCGCGUUGCCGGGUCUCCGAUGGCGCGGCACCUGAAGUGGUGCACCGACGGGCAGCUUCACGAUGACGAGCCAGGUGUCGCGCACCCUGAGUUCAUGUGCAGGUUGACAGAGGUCGGCCUGUGCUACGACCAGUUGCACAGCUCCAACCUGGCUUCGGUGGAGCUCGUGGCGAGGGCCAUUCAAACCGCAAGCGAGAGGUAUCCGCACCGUUUCGAGAGCGAGACGGACUUCGGCGUGAGCGUGAAUCUGAUGACGGGCCUCUCGCACGGUCGCCGCCACCCGUGCGCGGCUCCGCUGCUUCGGGAUUUCGUCUUGCAGCAGCUGCAGAAGGAUGCGGCCGCAGCGAAGGGGCGGCGCAAAGCGCGCGAGGAAUGUGCUCUCGCAGCUGGUGGAGCCGAUGCUGGACCUGAGAGGCCUCGGAAGCCGAAGCCCAAGAAGCAGGGCGGCGGGCGCGGUGCGUCCGCCGCGGCGUCAUGGCGCCAUCGCUGCGGAGCGGCCUGGGGGACCGGCAGGCCGUUCAACCAGAUGAUCAUACCGGCUCGGCGGACUUGCACCGCC